Molecule: messenger RNA, 2128 nt
Organism: Cucurbita moschata (crookneck pumpkin)
Lineage: Eukaryota; Viridiplantae; Streptophyta; Magnoliopsida; Cucurbitales; Cucurbitaceae
Product: GDP-L-galactose phosphorylase 1-like
Exons: 9
Coding region: 766-1908 (380 amino acids)
Biological process (GO): glucose metabolic process
Cellular component (GO): cytoplasm
Molecular function (GO): GDP-D-glucose phosphorylase activity
Source: RefSeq, a predicted model, not a curated record
AUGAAAAGCUUGUACCAAAGAGAUGGCCAUUCAUUUUCCAUUCCCAUCCUUGCAUGAUCCAGACCGCUCAUAAGAGGGUAGAACUCAUUGUGAUAAUUUGGGUGUUUUGUACAGAGAACACGCGUCGAUGGUUAAUUCAUCCAUUACUGUGCACAGUGGAGAUUGAGAGCGAGCGAGCAGGAAUCGCGGAAGGAACACGGUGUUUCUUUCCUGAUUUGAGAACCGAUUGGACGGCUUUGUGGAUCAGUUGCCUGGUAAAGGCUUCCUUAUCUUUCUUUUAUCCGAAAGGGAAAGAAACGUAUGUUAGUUGAAAUUGUUGAUCCUUAGAUCACUGUCAUUUUGUCCUUGCUCUGGCGAAGUCAAGAGAAUUCAAGACAUAUACAAUUUGCUCACUAUAUUUUCUUUCAAAUCUGAAUCCUCCUUCAGAGUUACUCCAAGACUUUUAAAGGGCUGGUCCUCUGAGGGGCUGGCUUUCACUGCUCAAUCACGGCUUUAAGGCAAGAGUCUUGUGUCAAAAUUAGAAGGAACAAAGAAUACAUGCAAGCUUUCCCUAAGUUCUUGAUUGCAUCCCCUUCAUUUCACGGUGGGCGUGGUGCCCUGCCUUCAGCUGGUGGGCACCCAGCGGAUCUUACCUUCCUUGCUGGUGGUGGUUACUAAGACAAGCCUUCGACUGAGCGGCAUUCCUUGUCACUGGAUUGUCCCGAGAAGUUAAUAUACUGUAUACAGUUUGGUAGUUUGAAAUCACCAUUAAACAUCACUCUAAGAAUGGUUCAAGCGAAGCAGAUCGAGGAUGAGAAUUUGUGCUCAAAAUAUACGGAAAAUGAGCUUUUAAAAACUCAGAAGUCAUGCAUCAACGGUAUUAGAUUACCUCUUUAUCAAUUUGGUAGAAAUUCUCCUUUAGAUGACAUUUCCUUCAAAGCACCUUCAGACGUUCCUCUGGAAGAACAAACCAUAUUGGAGUCUAUACUUCUUGCCAAGUGGGAAGAGAAAUUGUCUGAAGGCCAUUUUAGAUAUGAUGUGACUCUAUCUGAAAUUAAGGCAAUCGUGGGCCAGAAAAAGUUCCUUGCUCAGCUGAAUGGGAGCUGGACCAACCCUUCUCUGUCACAAUAUGAAGAGAUAAGGAAAUGCGAUCACGGAAGUCUAUUUCAAACUAAUUGGUUGAAGUGCCCAGAGGAAUUGCUCUUUUGUAUUUCACGUGGUGAAAAUAAUGAAUCCAAGCUUAUUUCUGCUUCUCUAGUGCCCACUAGUUCCAUCCUGGUUAUGAUCAACGCAACUCCUGUGGAGUAUGGUCAUGUUAUCUUGUUGCCCUGUGCUGUCAACGGUCCACUUCAAUUCCUAGAUGACAGGUCUUUGGAAUUGGAAAUGCUUUUGAGGCUUGCUGUUGAAAUUAAUAAUUUUGCCCUCUGCUUAUUCUAUGAAUGUUCUACUCCCAGGACUGCUUGUCCAUAUUUUCAGGCACUGUUCUUUUCCAGCCUUUUACCUGUGGAGGCCAUGGCAGUUGAUACCUUCUUUAGUGAUAGCUUGGGGGGAAUUUAUGUUUCUACUAUCACAGAUUACCCUGUUAAGGCCCUCUUAUUCGAGAGCAGCUGCAACUUGAAGAAAAUGGGGCAGGUUAUUGCAGAGAUAUGUUCUCAUUUACAGGAGAAAUGCGUCCUGUAUAAUUUGCUGAUUCGUGAUUGUGGCAAGAAGAUUUUCUUAUUUCUUCAGUCGCAAGGGUCGGACAGAUCUUCCAUUCUUUCACCUUGGGAAUGUUGGGGUUACUUCUUGUUCAAAUCAAGGUCUGAAUUUGAUCAGGCAACUGAAGAUGCCCUGCUCGAUCGGAUCGCUGCUGCUGCUUCCUUCGACGAUGCAGAAUUUCAGGGCGUGAAGCAAUUCUGCUGUGACGUUGCAGGUAAAGUUUCUUUCUGAUUCUCUGCUAUUUCAUAAGCCGUUGUGGAAUGCUUCUGAUUCUAUGUAAAUUUGUGUGUAUGAACUCAGCUAAAUUUUCGUUUUUGUCUAAUGAACUUAUGAGAGAUACACAUGCAGAAUUCUGUACUGCAUAGUUCUAUAAGUUACUUGGAUGUAAUAUUAAUGACAUUUAUAUAUUUGUGUACCGGUGAAUAAACAUAUUAUGAUGUACAGUUUUCUA